UUGUAAUUAAUUCCAGGUCAGAUUCUCCUGGGCACUGCGCAAAGUAUGGGUCAUACUCUCUGAUAGAGGACAGAGUGAACAAGGUGGUGGAUGUUCAGCUUGUUCAGAGCUCAGAGGUCCCCAACAGCUCAUGGUGUGAGCUUGAAGGGCUCAAGCGCAGUGUUGGCCUGCUGAGGGGAAACGACCUGCAUUUGGCAACGCUGAUCACGGACCGACAUCGCCAGGUUGCCAAAUGGGUGAGAGAGGAGCUGAUCCCUGAAGGGACACAGCAUUAUUUUGACGUGUGGCACAUUGCCAAAAGUCUGGGGAAGGCAUUGGAUGCAGCAUCCAAAGAGUGUGACCAACUACAGUUGUGGAGGCCAGCUAUAGUGAAUCACCUCUAUUGGACUGCAGCCUCAACCCCAGAUGGCAACCCAGCGGUCAUGGAGGCCAAAUGGAGAAGUUUAGUGAACCACAUCCAGGACAUCCAUGACCAUGACACCCCUGCCUUCUCCAGUUGUGCCCAUGGCCCUCUAGACGGAGAUCAGCGCAACAAAGAGUGGCUGGACCCAGGCUCAUUGGCAGCAGUCAAGUUGGAGAACAUAAUGAUGAGGGCUGCCUUGCUGAAAGAUGUCCGUCAGCUGUCUCCACAGCACCAGACCUUCUCCCUUGAGGCUUACCACUCCCUCAUCUUGCACUUCGCGCCCAAGCACACAGGGUUUUCAUACCUUGGGAUGUAUAGCAGGCUUCUCUUAGCGGCGCUGCAUUAUAAUCACAAUGCCAAUCGCGAGACAGCACGGAGAAGUGACGGGACGGAGAAGUACUGCGUGCGGUAUCCGCGCUUCAGAAAAGGUGCCCAUGUGGUGCGUCCCAUCAAAGAGGCAGCCUCAUACGGUUAUGCAACAUCAUUAAUGAAGGCCCUUCGGGAGAGCUACGCCAAUUCACCCGCGGUUCUUCGAGAAGUUGGCGCCAAUUUGUCCUCCGAUGCACCCGCCCCCAUCGCCAAAUCCUUCGAACAGAUUCCUAAGGAGGAGGCCAUCAGCCUCUACCUAGCCCGGCAGUCACGCUUCAAGAAAACCUAAUUUCACAUUAUUAUUUUUUUCCACGGACAAGUCCAAUGAUUUAGUUGUUAUUAUCUACAUGAAAUUUCUUUGUAUAUAAUUCAAAAUAAUUUGGUAAUCAUUUUACCUGUGCCUUGUCAACCUCUGUGUGCGGUGUUGUCUGGGCUCACUGUGUCUGCUUGAUGUGCUUUUGCAUGUAUCACUGCAUGUAUGCAUGCAUGAAAUAGUGUGCAUGUGUGUGUGUGUGUGUGUGUGUGUGUGAGAGAAAGAGAACCAUCAACUGACCCUCGGGUAUGACUACACUAUUGCAGAAUUAAUUAGAAUUAGAAUUAAACAUUGCGGGUCUAGCCCUUCAUCAGUGUUCCUUGUAUGUUUUGUGCCUAACCAUUUUUUUAUAUAGAUUUAAUUCCAACCUGUGUCUUUGUUCAGUAACCAUUACAAGCAAUGCCAAUCAACUUUUUUUUAUCCAAAAUGCAUGUGUUCUGUGUACUUUAUAACAUUUUAAGGGCAAUUGAAUGAUCACAACAGAAUAAGCAUAACUAUUAUUUUUAUUCAUUUUCAUCCAAACAAGGCCAUUGAAAGCCCUGAUACGUCUGGUCAUCAUUCUGGAAUUGCUGUCUGAUGGUUGAAACCACACAAGAGGGUAGAGGCUUCCUUAUACUCCUCCCUAAAACGCCAUAAGCCCAGCGUAUAGCUUGCCUGUACGCAGUGUACCGGUAUUGCCUAGGGAUAAGUAGGAACGAUUCUUAAGUUUAAAACUCUGUAAGUAGGUUGGAAACGUCAUUUUAAGCCUGUUUCUUAUGCAUGUUUAUUGUGUAUGCAACACAUCUCCUGUCACCUAUAACUGUUGGUUCAAAUGACUCAGUGUAAAAAGAUUUGUAAAGUAAACAUAAACCAUGAACAUA
Molecule: messenger RNA, 1945 nt
Organism: Gadus macrocephalus (Pacific cod)
Lineage: Eukaryota; Metazoa; Chordata; Actinopteri; Gadiformes; Gadidae
Exons: 7
Coding region: 423-1061 (212 amino acids)
Source: RefSeq, a predicted model, not a curated record